Messenger RNA from Ramularia collo-cygni, 297 nucleotides. RefSeq lists its product as uncharacterized. The record is from RefSeq and is a predicted model, not a curated record. NCBI's taxonomy places the organism in Eukaryota, Fungi, Ascomycota, Dothideomycetes, Mycosphaerellales, Mycosphaerellaceae. Bases 1 to 297 code for a protein of 98 amino acids. The transcript has 2 exons.
AUGAGCAGCGUCGGGCGAAGAAGAAGCAGCAGAAGCGAGAGGCCUCAACAGCGCCCUCGGAACCAACCUCAACCACUGCCUCAGAGCAGCAGCCUAUCCAGCCUGUGGCGCCUGCUGCGGAAGAUCCCAUUCGAGAAGUACCCGACGUCGAGCUCGACUUUGAUGCCGAACCACUCCCAGACGAUCCACUGCUCUCCCAAUAUGCAGACGUGCUCGCCAAAUUCCAGGAAGAGCCCGAGGAAGCCGCACUCAAAGCGCCGGAGAAGCCGGAAGUUUUCUGGGGCGAAGACGACUUGA